GACAGCUACCCGGGCAGGCGCGGUGCGACCUGGGGCGGAGGCGAAGGACGCCGUGCAGGUCCGGACGGGCCCUCCCCUCGCCGCCCGCGCUCCUUUCGGCGCCGCCGCGACGCCGGCCGGGACUCCGUUUCCCAGAGGGCGGCGCGGAGGGAGGACACGCCCACUUCCGGCGGCGGCGCGCGGCCCGGCUGCCGGCGGCUCGGGGGGUCCCGGGCUCGGCCGGGCGGGGCCCGCUGGGUGCCCGCGUUCCCGGGGGUGACAUGCGGGGCGCGGGGGCCCACGGGCUGGGGUCGCCGCGGCGGCGAAGCGCCCCCCGCACAGAGCCCGGGGCGGGCCGAGGCCGGGCCGCGGGGCCCCCGGUGGCCUUGGCCCUCGCUGCCCGGGGAAGGCCGCGCGCACGGAGUGGCCUCACGCCCAGGGGCCGGCGGGGCGCGGCGGCUGCGGGGCCUGAGAGUGGAGCUCUGCCUUCUAGAGACAGGGCCCUUGUCCAGGAGAGGAGGCACAAGCAGCAGGCGGCAGGGACAGGAAUUGCACAGCAAGCCACAUCCCAGAGCUUGGUGACAUUUGGGGAUGUGGCUGUGGAGUUCUGCCCAGAAGAGUGGGCGUGGCUGGACUCUGCUCAGAGGAGUCUGUACAGGAGUGUGAUGCUGGAGAACUACAGGAGCCUGGCCUCUCUGGGACUUUGUGUUUCUAAGCCCGAUAUGAUCUCCUCAUUGGAGCAGAGGAAGGAGCCCUGGGCCUUGAAGAGAGAGUUUACACGAGGCCGGUGCCCAGACUCAGAUGCUUUGCCAAAGACCAAGGAGUUAUCUUCAAAGAAGAACUUCUGUGAAGAAAAGUCACCCCAGGAGGUGCUGAUGGAGAGGCUCACAAACGGCAGCCCGCAGCGCUCCAUCCUCGGGGAAGACCGGUGUUACGAUGCUCUGUUUGAGAGGCAGCCGGGCUUGGUGGCCAUCACAAACCAGCAGCCAGAACCAGCCAGGAAAGGUCUCUGUAAGAACGUGGUGUGGGAGGACCAUGACCUCAGGGCAGUAGGACGCCGUGUGUCUGAGCCAGGCCUGGUCUCUUUGCUGGACCUCGGGAAGGAGCCCUGGAUGGUGAAGGGAGAGCUGGCGAGAGGCCCGUCCCCAGGCCAGCAGUCUAUACAUGAGACCCAGGAGUUAUUUCCAAAGCAGGAUUCAUUUGCUGAAGUGGUAACGGACAGAACUUCAGACACUCACCUGGAGUGUUCCACCCUCAGAGGAAACUGGGAUUCCCAGGGUCUGUUUGAGAGGAAGCUGGCGGGUCAGGAGACGCAAUUCGGGCAGGAGGCAGUCACUCACAAGAAAAUCCUCUCUACGGAAAGAGAGUGUCCGUAUAACAGAUCUGGAAGAUGGUUCCACUUGGACGUUGCAGAAGAGAGAGUUCACUGCCGUGAUUCUGUUAAGAAAACUUUCCCCCCGCAUUCAGUGGUAAUAAAACAUGCAGGAAUCUAUGCAGGGAAAAAACUUUUCAAAUGUAACGAAUGUAAGAAAACCUUCACCCAGAGCUCAUCCCUCACCGUCCAUCAGAGAAUUCACACUGGGGAGAAGCCCUAUAAGUGUAAGGAAUGUGGAAAGGCCUUCAGCGACGGCUCGUCCUUUGCCCGCCAUCAGAGGUGUCACACGGGCAAGAAGCCCUAUGAGUGUGUGGAAUGUGGGAAAGCCUUCAUACAGAACACAUCCCUCAUCCGUCACUGGAGGUAUUAUCACACUGGGGAGAAACCCUUUGACUGCAUCGACUGUGGGAAAGCCUUCAGUGAUCACAUCGGACUCAAUCAGCACCGGAGAAUUCAUACUGGAGAAAAGCCCUACAAAUGUGAUGUGUGUGACAAAUCCUUUAGGUAUGGCUCAUCCCUGACUGUGCACCAAAGGAUUCACACUGGAGAGAAACCAUACGAAUGUGACGUGUGUAGAAAAGCCUUCAGCCAUCAUGCCUCACUCACUCAGCACCAAAGGGUGCAUUCUGGAGAGAAGCCUUUUAAAUGUAAGGAAUGUGGGAAGGCCUUUAGGCAGAACAUACACCUUGCUAGUCACCUGAGGAUUCAUACUGGAGAGAAACCCUUCGAAUGUGGAGAGUGCGGUAAGUCCUUCAGCAUCAGUUCACAGCUGGCCACCCAUCAGAGAAUUCAUACUGGAGAGAAGCCCUAUGCGUGUAAGGUUUGCAGCAAAGCUUUCACCCAGAAGGCUCACCUGGCACAGCAUCAGAAAACUCACACGGGAGAGAAACCCUAUGAGUGUAAGGAGUGUGGGAAGGCCUUCAGCCAGACUACACACCUUAUUCAACACCAGAGAGUUCACACUGGAGAGAAACCCUAUAAGUGCGUGGAAUGUGGGAAGGCCUUUGGCGACAACUCCUCCUGCACUCAGCACCAGAGGCUUCACACUGGCCAGCGGCCCUAUGAAUGUAUAGAAUGUGGGAAGGCAUUCAAGACAAAAUCAUCCCUCAUCUGUCACCGCAGAAGUCACACUGGGGAGAAACCUUAUGAGUGUACCGCAUGCGGCAAAGCUUUCAGUCAUCGGCAGUCCCUUAGCGUCCAUCAGAGGAUUCAUUCUGGAAAGAAACCGUAUGAAUGCAAGGAAUGCAGGAAAACCUUCAUCCAAAUCGGACACCUCAAUCAGCACAAACGGGUGCACACGGGAGAGAGACCCCAUAACCACAAGAGAAGCAGAAAAGUCUUCAGGCAGAGCACGCACUUUGCACAUCAGAGAAUCCACACUGGAGAGUCAUCCGCACGCCCCUCUUUACCUCCCACGUCAAGUCCUGUGGAUCUGUUACCCAAGUUUCUCUGGAAUCCACCCUCACUCCCAUCACUGUAGUCCCAAGACGUCAUUGUUCAGAUAGACUACUCUAGCAGUUUACAAACUCUCUCUGUUCUUUCUGUACUGUUCUGUUUUUGUCCUGUCCAAGUUUGUUCUUCACGUUGCAGUUAGGAUGAUUUUUAAGUGAAAAUGGAACUCAUUAUUUACUUUUCAUGUAAACACUUCUGUUGAGACCCUUCAAAGUGGUUAACGCAUAAGACUUCUGUAGCACAGUGGCUGGUCCACAUUAAGCGUUCAGUAGUGUUAGCUCUUUAAAAACAUUAUUUUUGGACAUUGAAAAGUUACCAUAGGCAACUCUGACCGAAAAUGACGCAUAGACUGAAGCCGAGAGGAGCCGGGUUUUAUUAGAUCAGGAACAGGCGUUUCAGGAUAGUCAGUGAGGCUUUGCCUCUGUUGGUUUAAAAUUUCGUUCCAUAAUGUUGAGUUAGUAUUGUAGCUUUUCAUUUACCUGCAUAAAGUGUAAGGUGCUGUGGCCUUGUUGGUGAGAAAAUUAUGACAGUCUUAGAAACUGUGUAGAGAACGUGGAUGAGCAGGCCACCUGGAAGAAAAGAACUGAAAUGAUCAGAGGAAAAGACAAGGUUUAUAUGCAUUGAGUUUAAACUUCUGACAUGUUACUCAAGAAUUAGAAAGUCUGGCAAGAUUUGAUCAUUUACGGUCACCUGGGCUUAUGCAUGAAUUCCAUUAAACUUUCAAGGAACCGCUAACUUUGAGGCAAAGUAAUCUGGGCUGUGAUUCACUGCCAGAGUCUCACUGACUGUCGUUGUACAACCAUGAUCUGAUUUUUAAAAAAUAUUUUAAUGGAGGAACAAGUGAAAAGAAUAAUAAUUUACGACAACAUGAAAUUAUAUGAAAUUUAGAUUUCAUUGUCCGUAAAUAAAGUCUUAUUGGCUCACAGCCAUGCUCGUUUGUUUA
Messenger RNA from Hippopotamus amphibius kiboko, 3749 nucleotides. It is a transcript of the gene ZFP28, whose product is annotated as ZFP28 zinc finger protein. Gene Ontology annotation, biological process: negative regulation of transcription by RNA polymerase II. Gene Ontology annotation, molecular function: DNA-binding transcription repressor activity, RNA polymerase II-specific; RNA polymerase II cis-regulatory region sequence-specific DNA binding. NCBI's taxonomy places the organism in Eukaryota, Metazoa, Chordata, Mammalia, Artiodactyla, Hippopotamidae. The transcript has 8 exons. The record is from RefSeq and is a predicted model, not a curated record. The coding region runs from base 261 to 2834 and encodes 857 amino acids.